Messenger RNA from Durio zibethinus, 1303 nucleotides. RefSeq names its product GDSL esterase/lipase At5g14450-like. The record is from RefSeq and is a predicted model, not a curated record. NCBI's taxonomy places the organism in Eukaryota, Viridiplantae, Streptophyta, Magnoliopsida, Malvales, Malvaceae. Gene Ontology annotation, molecular function: hydrolase activity, acting on ester bonds.
UCUCAGUUUUGGUGCAAUGGAGAAUGUGAAAGUCUUUAUUAUUGUUGUUUUUUCAGUUUUGGUGUUUGUUUUGGGUGUGGAAAGAGUGGAGGUGAAGGAGUUCCCACCCUGCAAUUUUAGAGCAGUUUAUAACUUUGGUGACUCUAAUUCUGAUACUGGUGGUGGAUCAGCUGCAUUUUGGAUAGCAGGGCCUCCAACUGGUGAGACUUUCUUCGGUAGGCCGGUUGGAAGGGGCUCUGACGGGCGUCUGAUAAUAGAUUUCAUCGCUGAGCACCUUGGGUUGCCUUACUUGAGUCCAUACCUGGAUUCCAUUGGAACAAGUUUUCGGCAUGGUGCUAAUUUUGCCAUUGGGGGAUCAACCAUUAGGCCACAAAAUGAAUCAAUGUCUUUAAAUGGAGUACCCCCAUUCUCACUUGACGUCCAGGUUGUACAAUAUGAUAAUUUCAAGGGUCGCACCAGCUAUUUCUACAGUCAAGCCAAGAGGAAAUCCGACCGCACAAAGCUCCCCAGACCUCAGGAUUUCUCCAAGGCUCUUUAUAUAUUUGAUAUUGGCCAAAAUGACAUUGCUGCUGGUUUGAGGAAGAAGAAUGACACAGAUUUUUAUGCAUCAGUUCCUGACAUAGUUGAUCAGCUAGCUAAAGCAGUCCAAAAUCUCUAUGAACAUGGGGCAAGGGCAUUUUGGAUGCAUAAUACUGGCCCAAUUGGUUGCUUACCUGUGAGUCUGCACUAUCAUGAUAUUAAGCCUGAGGAACUUGAUAAGCAGGGCUGUCUCAAAGCUCAAAAUGACUAUUCUAUGGAGUUCAAUAGGAAGCUUAAGGAUAGAGUAAUCAAACUUAGGGCAGAACUUCCGCAUGCGGCGGUUACUUAUGUGGAUAUUUACGCUGCAAAGUAUGAACUGAUUGGCAAUGCAAAAAAGCAAGGAUUCCUUGAUGCUGCAGAUAUUUGCUGCGGAUUUCAUGAAGAUGACAUUCAAGUGUAUUGUGGCCACAAACAAAACAUAAAUGGUACUGAAAUCUAUGCCGGUUCUUGUGAAAAUCCUUCCAACUAUAUCAGCUGGGAUGGUGUCCACUACAGUGAGGCUGCCAAUCGUUGGAUUGCUAAUCAUAUAAUCAAUGGUUCAUUUAGCGAUCCACCUCUGCCAAUUACACAAGCAUGCCAUAAAGCCUAUUCUUGAGUAAUUACUCCGACAGAUGUGUUCAUCAUACAAGAAAUUAAUUUGAGGACUGAUUUUCAAGGUCAUCUCUAGUUUUUCUCCUACUAAGAAAUUUAAUUAGUAUAAUGUUAUUUGGUUUUCAUUUUUCUG